GUGGCGCGAGGAGAUGCAAGAGUGCGCUCGCAGUCGACAACAUGCGCCCCGCGCCCGCGCUGGUCCUGGCCGCUCUCUGCCUGCUAGCGCUGCCCGCCGCCGCCGCCGCCGCCUACUUCGGUCUGACAGGACGUGAUGUCCUGACACCCUUCCCAGGCCCGGGCACAGCAGCAGCCCCGGCACAGGCUGGUGCCCACCUGAAGCAGUGUGACCUGCUGAAGCUGUCCCGGCGGCAGAAGCAGCUCUGCAGGAGGGAGCCUGGCCUGGCUGAGACCCUGAGGGAUGCCGCACAUCUGGGGCUGCUGGAAUGUCAAUUCCAGUUCAGGCAGGAGCGUUGGAACUGCAGCCUGGAGGGGAGGACUGGCCUGCUCCAGAGAGGCUUCAAGGAAACAGCCUUCCUGUACGCAAUGUCUGCAGCUGCCCUCACGCAUGCGCUGGCCCGGGCCUGCAGUGCUGGGCGCAUGGAGCGUUGCACCUGCGAUGACUCCCCGGGCCUGGAAAGCAGGCAGGCCUGGCAGUGGGGCGUGUGUGGUGACAACCUGAAGUACAGCACCAAGUUCCUAAGCAACUUCCUGGGCCCCAAGAGAGGAAGCAAGGACCUCCGGGCCCGAGCCGAUGCCCACAACACUCAUGUGGGCAUCAAGGCUGUGAAAAGUGGCCUAAGAACAACCUGUAAGUGCCACGGCGUGUCGGGCUCCUGUGCCGUGCGCACCUGCUGGAAGCAGCUUUCCCCAUUUCGCGAGACUGGCUCGGUGCUGAAGCUACGCUAUGACACGGCUGUCAAGGUAUCCAGUGCCACCAACGAGGCUUUGGGCCGUCUGGAGCUAUGGGCACCCGCUAAGCCAGGUGGGCCUGCCAAGGGCCUGGCACCUCGCCCGGGGGACCUGGUCUACAUGGAAGAUUCUCCCAGUUUCUGUCGGCCUAGCAAGUACUCUCCGGGCACGGCAGGCCGAGUGUGUUCUCGGGACACGAGCUGCAGCAGCCUGUGCUGCGGGCGAGGCUAUGACACCCAGAGCCGCAUGGUGGCUUUCUCCUGCCACUGCCAGGUGCAGUGGUGCUGCCAUGUGGAGUGCCAGCAGUGUGCACAGCAGGAGCUGGUAUAUACCUGCAAGCGCUAGGCCUCCACCAGAGUGUGCCCCUCAUCUCUCUUCCCCCAACAGAUCGUUGGCCCGCCUUCUACCUUCCUCACCGUUCAGCAGAGAGAAACAAAGCCCUGCCUCUGAGUCCCAGGAUCGCCAACCUGGCUGAGGACUUGGGACAGAACAGACUGAGAAGAGAGGGGAAUCUAUGAGGACCAGGGUAGGGCAUGAGCGAUGCUAUGCCGGAAGAGAGAAACAGCUUCCUGUCUCAAGGCCAAUAAAAGUUGGGAGGAUAUGGAAGAGGAAGGCAGAGCCGGCUGGAGGGGGAAGCAUUCAGCUGAGCAUGGCCAACCUGUUAUGACCCCACUCUGAUGGCAGGGAGCUCUGGGUGUCACAUGCCUGCCCUGGUUGUGGAGGGGGACACUUUGCACACUGAAGACUAUUCAGGAUGUUUAUUGGGAGCAAGGAAAGCUUUUUAGGCUUGGGUGGCUCAGGUCACAGAGCUUGUGUACCCUAAAGUCUUAUGUCCUGGCCCUCGGGGCUGCCUCCUUGUGUUCUUGUCUUGAAAGCCGAGUCCCCCACAGCCAUUCAGCUCUGCUCAACGAGACCCCCUAAUGCUCAUAAGAAGGGCAGUGCUGGAGCCAGUCUCCACAGUGGGACUCAGAUAAUGCAACCAAGGUUCAGUUCGGGAGACAGUGACCCUUUCUCUUUUCCUUGGUGGUCAAAGGAACCUUUAAUCACAGCCCAGAGGAGGAGAGGCAGUGUCUUGAUGCCUGGACGAGAUAUGGCAGGCUCUGUAUUGAAACACCACCCUGGAGAGUGUUCUACCAAUUCCCUGUGGCCGGGCUCUCCCUGAGCUGCGAGGCCCAUCCAUACUAGUAACACAGAAGAAUGAUUCACCCCUAAGCCACUUGUCUGCUUACUUCCCUGCUCGCACACUGCUUGUUCAGGCUUUUGCCCUGGCUAAGUCUUUGCUAACCCUCCUCUUCAGUGGUCCUAUUCCUUUACUAAUGGCUCCUUCACUUGGGCUCCUACCAGAGGAGCAGAUUGACUGCUGAUGGAUCAAGUAGGCAUUUUUAAUGUCCCCUACCAAGGUCCUCUGUGAAAGCAGUGCCCAGGUACAGGCCCACACAGAUGCCCAAACAUAGCCUGGCCAGGGUCAGGCUUCUGGUGGAGCAUUGUGUAUCUCUCCAUCCCAGGACAAGGGCCUCACUGGGGUCACUGCUGGAGGCUGUAUGCUUCCCCAGAGCAGGGCCGAGGCCAACCAGGAGGAAGUGACCUCCUUUGGAAAGCCUUUGACCACUGGGCCUGCUGUGCUGCACCCCCCUGUGAGUUUCCUUCCUCCCUGAACCCUGUCAGGGUUACCACCCCUCUACAGGAACAGGAAGCUUCAGAAUCAGUGGGUGCUCAGCGAACAUCACCCACAGCAGCUCCAGGAAGGAGGCUCUAGGGGUCAGAAGGGGCCACCCUAUCUUCAGUGGCCCAGGGUAGCAUGAGAAGGCUGGAAGGAUCUCUGAUGGCAGAAGCUCCAGGGAAGAGCCACCAUGACCUGAGACCCGUCCCUGGAACAACUCUUCUGACUGAAGAAGCCCGCUGACAGCCUACAGGGGGAAGUAGACUGAGAGCUGGUUUUCUAUCUUUCUACUGAAGAUUGACUUGUUCUUUGGUAACCUGAGGCACCCUUCUCCUCUGUGACCCCUACUCCUGCUCUGCCUGGAGGCUACACAGGCAGGAAGGGAGCCUGAAACAACUUGGGGACCAGAGCAUUCUGAUCUACAACUAUACCACCUGUGCCCUGACUCUAUGGUCAGGGGGGCUGGGGGUGAUGAAGCGUCAAAGCUGGACUUGAACUAGGCUGUGGUUGGUCACUAAAACUGAUACCCUAGGGCACCCUCAAUCUGGCCCUCUCCCUCCUUUUCCUUUAUUUCUCCAUGGCCCCCUUUCUUCUUCUUCCCCCCUAAAAUCCCACCAUCGUCAUGCUGGGGCCCCUUAGACUGGAACUUUAAGGGAGACGUUCACAGGGUAUUUCUGCCUACCUCAUACGUAUAGUUUUUAGAAAAUAAUUUAUAUAGCUAAGAUAUAUGGGAAAGUAUUUAUGUUAUUUAUAUAGCUUCUCUAUUUCUUGGUCACCAUAUGUGGGGUUCACGUGUUUACCCAGAAGCCUCUAGGGAAAUACAACUGCGUCUGCCAGGGGCACUCGUGGAACUGGAUGCCAGGUAGCUGAGAGAGGUCACAGCUGCUGUGUCACACGGAAGUCUGUCUCGGAGCCUGGGAGCACACGUCCCUCCUGAGCCUGAGCAGGAGCUCUCUUGUGAAGUCUGCAGAUUCUAUUCUCCGCCUCUGGGCCCCAGGGGUCUUUCUGCUCCGUCCAAAGGGUGUUGUUCACAAAGGACAAAAAGGAUGGGCACUUUCCAUUUUUAGAAACGCUUCUAUCUUUACUCUCCCUUGAUUUCCCCAUUUUUCCUAUGAGGUUAUAUGAAAUGAGGCCAAACCACUGCACCCAUUUUCCAGAUUUGGCCCAGAGGUGGAGGUCUGUGCUUAAAGUCACAUGAAAGAGAACCGUGGGUGAAUAUUGACUUGAACACGCCCAAGGAAUUGGGGGGAGUGGACCUACUCUGAGAGCCAAAGCCAUCAGUCUCAAUCUGAGCCUAGGAACUAAGGGAGGUCCUCGUGGCGUGUGACCCUGGCCUUUCCCCCUGGACGGCAUGCUAGUUUCUGCAGCAAGCUGAAUCUCAUGUCUCAGGACUGGGGCUUCCUGAGAUGUCUGGAGAGACAAAGACCCCAUGGAGGUCAUUUGGGGGUCCUGCAGCCCACAUCACCCAAGAUGACCAGGCUAUAGCAUCCAGCCCCUCCCAGCCCAUGGCUGAGUUUUGUUUUCUCUUUGAGGUUUUCCCUUUACCAAUGAGCUGUUUCCGGCUGGAUUUCUGACUUUUUUCUUCGAGAAUCAGUGACACUGGCAAAUGGGAUUGGCAUCCUGACUGACAGCAUGCACGGGGACCCCAGCUGGCCCAGUGUCCCCUGCCCUUCCCCAAGUCAUUCACGCUAUCAUCUGGCUUUCAUGGGCAUACAGAACCUGUCACCUGGUCUAGAUAAAGCCAGCUGUUCCGGUACCCUCUGCCGCCUGGCGGACGGAUGACGGCAUAGACUGUGCCAGCCCUAAAGAUCAGGUCUUACUCCCCAGUGUCUUCUCUCAACAACCGUGAACUUCUGGGACUUCCCAUCUGAGCACAUAUGAGAACCACAAUGGAAGUCCUUGGUUAAGGGCUGUUACACAUCCGUUCCGCCUCCUAGUGAUGGAUGCCAGGGAGACACUUGGGUGGUAGGGUGCCACAGUGCUCAAGAGCCAGUCCCGGUCUCAUGGGGCUGACAUGCUGGAGCGAAGAAAGCCAACAAACCAAUAAACUAUGCACCGGUUA
Messenger RNA from Arvicola amphibius (Eurasian water vole), 4495 nucleotides. It is a transcript of the gene Wnt9b, whose product is annotated as Wnt family member 9B. NCBI's taxonomy places the organism in Eukaryota, Metazoa, Chordata, Mammalia, Rodentia, Cricetidae. Bases 42 to 1118 code for a protein of 358 amino acids. The transcript is spliced from 4 exons. The record is from RefSeq and is a predicted model, not a curated record. Gene Ontology annotation, molecular function: cytokine activity; frizzled binding. Gene Ontology annotation, biological process: multicellular organism development; canonical Wnt signaling pathway; neuron differentiation. Gene Ontology annotation, cellular component: extracellular region.